CCGAGGGCAGGCAGGGGCCGACAGAGCAGUGCGUCUUCCCCGCUUCCUUCGUUUCAUCUCAAAUCUCGAGUCAAAAAAAAAAAAAAAAACCAAAACCCCCACGCGCACUCCGCCGCCUCAGUCCUGUGUCCUGUCCUCCCUCCGAGCCUCCGCCGCAGCCUUCGUCGUCGCGCGAGCGAGCGGCCGAGCCAGCGGACCCAGGAAGGGAGGAGGCCAUGGCGGGGGGCGGGGACAAGGUGGACUACGUCUUCAAGGUGGUGCUCAUCGGCGACUCCGCAGUCGGCAAGUCGCAGAUCCUGGCCCGCUUCGCCCGCAACGAGUUCAGCCUCGACUCCAAGGCCACCAUCGGGGUCGAGUUCCAGACGCGGACGCUCGUCAUCGAGCACAAGUCCGUCAAGGCGCAGAUCUGGGACACCGCCGGCCAGGAGAGGUAUAGAGCUGUCACAAGCGCAUACUACAGAGGUGCUCUAGGAGCUUUGCUAGUCUAUGAUAUCACCAAACGCCAGAGCUUCGACCACAUUCCUCGUUGGCUGGAGGAGCUCCGUGGCCAUGCUGACAAGAACAUUGUCAUCAUGCUGGUUGGCAACAAGAGUGACCUCGAGGAGGAGCGUGCUGUGAGCACCGAGGACGCCAAGGAGUUUGCCGAGAAGGAGAACCUCUUCUUCCUGGAGACCUCCGCGCUGCAGGCCACCAAUGUCGAGAACUCCUUUCAGACUGUCUUGACAGAGAUCUUCAAGAUUCACAGCAAGAAGAACAUGGCGGUGGACCCCAAGGCCAACGGUGCUGCCCCGUCACUGGCAGGGAAGAAGGUCCUCGUCCCAGGCCCCGCCCAGGAGAUUCCCAAGAGCAAGUGCUGCAGUUCCAUGUGAUGUCUUGCCCGGAUUUCAUUGGGUUUGUGUGCAUUGAAAAUAUUCAUGUGAUGUUUCUGGAUGUACAUCUCGACUGGAAUAGGCUUAGAUUUGAAUUACUGGUUAUUUUGAUGUGCGGAUGGAAUGAAUCGAUAUCAUAGUUUAGAUUUGUCACUCGUCUCUAUGGUGACACGAGGAUAGGGAGUGGGGAGAAAAGCUCUUUUUGCAUAGACUUGUGGAAUUAACUACAAAUAGCAAUGCACGCUGAUUGUUCAAUGAUGUCUUAAACCCCCUAUGUACUGUGGCAGCAAUGUACGCCUAUCGCUGAAUGAUUCCUACAA
This is a messenger RNA of Panicum virgatum (switchgrass), 1189 nucleotides long. RefSeq names its product ras-related protein Rab11D-like. The coding region runs from base 216 to 869 and encodes 217 amino acids. Gene Ontology annotation, cellular component: endosome. The record is from RefSeq and is a predicted model, not a curated record. The transcript is spliced from 2 exons. Gene Ontology annotation, molecular function: GTPase activity; GTP binding. Lineage: Eukaryota; Viridiplantae; Streptophyta; Magnoliopsida; Poales; Poaceae.